This is a messenger RNA of Venustampulla echinocandica, 1377 nucleotides long. Its product is annotated as putative Non-specific lipid-transfer protein. Gene Ontology annotation, molecular function: acyltransferase activity, transferring groups other than amino-acyl groups. NCBI's taxonomy places the organism in Eukaryota, Fungi, Ascomycota, Leotiomycetes, Helotiales, Pleuroascaceae. Bases 1 to 1377 code for a protein of 458 amino acids. The record is from RefSeq and is a predicted model, not a curated record. The transcript has 2 exons.
AUGGUUAUCAAUCGCAACCAGCCAUGCUACGUCCUCGGCGUGGGCAUGACCAAAUUUAUCAAGCCAAGGGGAAAAGUCGAUUACACUGAACUCGGGUAUGAGGCAGGCGUCAAGGCUAUGCUCGAUGCCCAAAUCAACUACGACGAUGUUGACCAAGGUGUGGCAUGCUAUUGCUACGGCGACUCGACCUGCGGACAGCGAGUCUUCUAUCAAUUUGGCAUGACCCAAAUCCCCAUCUAUAAUGUAAACAACAACUGCUCAACUGGCUCCACCGGCCUGCACAUGGCGCGAAAUAUUAUCAGUCAUGGAGGUGCUGAUUGCAUGCUCGUAGUCGGCUUUGAGAAGAUGAUGCCGGGAAGUCUGCAGAGCCACUGGAGCGACAGGGCCAACCCGACUGGUACCACUGGGCAAAUGAUGGUGGAAACUCGCGGUAUCACAAAUGCCCCAGGAGCUGCCCAAAUGUUUGGCAAUGCUGGUCGGGAAUACAUGGAGAAGUACGGUGCCAAAGCAGAAGACUUCGCCGAAAUUUCCCGCGUGAAUCACGAACACUCCCAACGGAACCCAUACUCGCAAUUCAAAGAUGUCUAUACUCUCGAGCAAAUCCUACAAUCGCCCAUGAUCCAUGAACCCCUCACCAAGCUCCAAUGCUGUCCCACCUCCGACGGAGGCGCCGCCGCCGUUCUAGUCUCGCAAGAUUUCCUCGAUGCCAGACCCCACCUUAAAGACCAAGCUAUCCUGAUUGCAGGCCAGUGUAUGGCAACCGACGCACCUUCUCUAUUUUCAAAAUCCGCCAUCGACCUUAUGGGAUUUGAGAUGACUAAGUAUGCUGCCAAUAUAGCAAUGCAGGAAGCCGGCGUUACUCCUGAUGAUGUGAAUGUCUGCGAAUUACACGACUGCUUCUCGGCCAACGAGAUGAUCGUCAUCGACGCCCUUGGACUGAGUCCGCCUGGAAAGGCCCAUGAGCUCGUCCGAAAAGGAGAUAUUACCUAUGGUGGAAAGUAUGUCAUCAACCCCUCUGGUGGCCUAAUCUCCAAAGGCCAUCCUCUCGGCGCGUCCGGUAUCGCGCAAUGCGCAGAACUUGUCUGGCAUUUACGAGGAUGGGCAAAUAACCGCCUGAUUCAAAAUACCAAAGUUGCCCUACAACAUAACCUGGGUCUUGGUGGUGCCGUCGUUGUCACUGUAUAUAAGCGCGCAGACGGACAGCCUGCAAAGGAGGUUGGCUCCGCAGAGGUGGGCAAGAGGAAUAAAUUGGGAUAUAACCCUGCGGUGGAGGCGAAGGGGUUUACUGAAGCCCAAGCUAAUAGUGUGAGGAGUAAGACGAAGUCUAGCGCUUGGGCGUUGCAGGAUACAGCGACCAAGGUUCAGUCGAGAUUUUAG